Molecule: messenger RNA, 1535 nt
Organism: Rubroshorea leprosula
Lineage: Eukaryota; Viridiplantae; Streptophyta; Magnoliopsida; Malvales; Dipterocarpaceae
Source: the annotation of a GenBank genome assembly
CACCCAAAAGAAUCAUUUAGCUUUGCUUCUAAUUAACCUUUUUUGCUUUGAUAAUGUGCAGUUAUGCAUGAUUUACACUUAAUUCACACCGAUUUGAAGCCGGAAAAUAUUCUUCUCGUGUCAUCUGAAUAUGUUAAAAUCCCUGAUUAUAAGUUUCUAUCACGAUCAACAAAAGAUGGUUCUUAUUUUAAAAAUCUUCCCAAGUCUAGUGCAAUUAAGCUCAUUGAUUUUGGGAGCACAACACUUGAACAUCAGGAUCAUAGCUAUGUCGUGUCAACACGGCAUUACCGUGCACCAGAGGUUAUACUUGGUCUUGGAUGGAACUAUCCUUGUGACUUAUGGAGUGUUGGUUGCAUAUUGGUUGAACUUUGUUCUGUAUGUAUCUCUAUACCGUCCUCUUGUUCCCUUCUCUCCUCCCACCCCCAACAAAAGGGAGAAAAAAGGACUAAGGGAGCCUUAAAUCAAUCUUUGACAAAAUGAAUGGGAAAAAUAUUCACUACUUUUGUUUUCAAAUCAUUCUGCUAGUCCAGUUCAUAAUCCUAAUGGUGCAAUGAUUUUGUUGAUAAGAACUAAUUAUAAUUCAAGUUACCUGGAGAAGAUGUGUUAGGCCCUUGGAUUUUUAACAUAUUAUGUGAGCUAAAUUGAAUUAUCUAAGGUGUAAACUUAAAAUUGAGAUGAUUGGUUUUGAGGACAUUGGGCUUAUAUAAAUUUCUAGAACUAACCAUGCCUGCUGUAUUAUUGACCAAUAGGGAGAGGCACUUUUUCAAACUCAUGAAAAUCUGGAGCAUCUAGCUAUGAUGGAGAGAGUUUUAGGGCCAUUACCGCAACAUAUGGCUCUCAAAGCUGACCGCCGUGCCGAGAAAUAUUUCCGAAAGGGUGCACGGUUGGAUUGGCCUGAUGGUGCAACUUCGAGAGAAAGCAUGAGGGCAGUCUGGAAAUUACCACGUCUGCCGGUAAUUUUCUUGGAAUAUGCAAAAUAUGCAUCUUGAAAAUGCUUAUGGGAAUUAUAUUCUAAUACCAACCAGAUAUUGCAAACAUACUUUGCUUUGGUGCUUACAUAACUAGCGCCCACAUGAUUGUUUGCAUAUGGUGCAGAACCUAAUAAUGCAACAUGUGGAUCACUCAGCCGGUGACUUGAUUGAUCUACUGCAAGGGCUACUGCGUUAUGAUCCUGCUGAGAGGCUCAAAGCUAGAGAAGCACUAAGACAUCCGUUCUUCACCAGAGAUCUUAGAAGAUACGGUUAUCUCUUGUAAGUUCUGGUCUUUGUUUAUAAUGAGCUUUGAUCAACCUCUUGCCGUGAAGAAAAUGUAAACCAACAUGGUUUUGUGAGUGUCAUUCUAUUUGUACCAACAUUUCCGUAUAGUAAAGUGUACAAGCAUUCCCCCAAAAUGCUAUUAGCCUUUUGUUUUCUUCUUUGUUUUGCGUUCAGUGUGCUGAUCCUCAUUGAAUUGUAUCCGCCGGAGAAUUCUCCGGUGGGCCUGUCAUAUCCUCAAGAAAGCAACACGAGAAAUGUUCUUGCCGGAAGUUCUUAUUG